Molecule: messenger RNA, 1572 nt
Organism: Cynara cardunculus var. scolymus (artichoke)
Lineage: Eukaryota; Viridiplantae; Streptophyta; Magnoliopsida; Asterales; Asteraceae
Product: zinc finger CCCH domain-containing protein 34-like
Exons: 7
Coding region: 1-1305 (434 amino acids)
Molecular function (GO): mRNA binding; metal ion binding
Source: RefSeq, a predicted model, not a curated record
AUGGAGAUGUCGCAGUCCGAUCCGGUUACGGAAUGGAGCUCAUCUGGUGGCCAAAUAGGGCUCGAAGAGCCCAUGUGGCAGUUAGGGUUAGGAGGUGGGUCGGAAUCGUAUCCUGAACGGCCAGAUGAGGCUGAUUGCAUCUAUUAUUUGAGGACGGGGUUUUGUGGGUAUGGUUCUCGUUGUCGGUUCAACCAUCCUCGUGACCGUGGUUCGGUUGUUGGAGCUCUGAGGGCCGGAGGAGGGGAGUACCCGGAGCGAAUUGGGCAGCCUGUAUGUCAGUACUAUAUGCGAAUGGGAAUGUGCAAAUUCGGUGCUUCCUGCAAAUAUCAUCAUCCUAGACACGGGGUUGGAUCAUCAAGCACAGUGGCACUAAAUGUGUCCGGAUAUCCACUUCGCCCGAGUGAAAAAGAGUGUUCAUACUAUGUGAAAACAGGGCAAUGUAAGUUUGGCAUCACCUGUAAAUUUCACCAUCCCCAGCUUGCUGGCAUGAUGCCAUCACCACCACCACCACUCUCGCCUGGACCUUUGUCGGCCAUGCCUUCUGCUAUGUACCCAAAUGUGCAAUCUCCUACCGUUGCAUCUUCUCAACAGUAUGGGUUUUUGGCCGGAAACUGGCCAGUUGGAAGGCCGCCUCUCCUUCCAGGCUCAUAUCUCCCAGGGACUUAUGGUCCAAUGCUGGUUCCCCCUGGAAUGCUUCCAUUUCCUGGUUGGAAUCCUUACCAGGGGCCUGUGCAUCCGGCAGCGUCUCCUAAUAGCCAACCUAUUGUUGGAGUGGGCCCUGGUUAUGCAGUGAAUCAAUUAUCUCCGUCAUAUCCUUUGAGCAAAAGUCAAAACUUUCCUGAGAGGCCUGGUGAACCUGAAUGUCAGUUUUACAUGAAGACAGGAGAUUGUAAAUUUGGUUCCUCGUGUAAAUAUCAUCAUCCACCAGAAUGGAGUGUAUCAAAGACAAAUUUUGUCCUUAGCCCCAUGGGCCUUCCUCUACGUCCAGGUGCACCUCUUUGUUCACAUUAUGCUCAAAAUGGGGUCUGUAAGUUUGGGCCAUCGUGCAAAUUCGAUCACCCAAUGGGAACAUUAAGUUACAGUCCGUCUGCAUCUUCACUUGCUGAUAUGCCAGUCGCACCCUAUCCAGUCGGCUCAUAUAUCGGGACCUUAGCUCCAUCAUCUUCUUCAUCGGAGCUGAGGCCAGAGGUGACUUCUGGUUCGACCACCAUGGAUGAUGGCAUCUCCACCAGUAUGCCCAGUGGAUCAAAAAGCAUGCAACUUUCUCAGUCAACUGGUAGCAGUAGUACCACCCAUAACACUUGAUUGAUCGGUCUUGUUUACGUUUUGUUGUUGUGAUUAGGACCAACCCGAGUUCGUUUUUAGUCACUUGAUGGUUCAAUGAUCAUAUCAAUCUUUUAUUAUAUAUGGCUAUCAUAUAUUUAUAUGCAUAUUUGAAUAAAAGCCAUAUUUAAACAUCCAUCUAGGAAAAACCACAAUUAGCUAGAAGAAAAAACCUCCCCAGAUCUGGAAAUUGUUCGAUCGUGUGUUGUAAAACUUUUUCGGAAUGAAAAAGAUUCCAUCGUCUUUCUA